Microstroma glucosiphilum is the source of this 1230-nucleotide messenger RNA. RefSeq names its product Coproporphyrinogen oxidase. Gene Ontology annotation, molecular function: coproporphyrinogen oxidase activity. The annotation marks the transcript as partial. The record is from RefSeq and is a predicted model, not a curated record. Lineage: Eukaryota; Fungi; Basidiomycota; Exobasidiomycetes; Microstromatales; Microstromataceae. The transcript has a single exon. Gene Ontology annotation, cellular component: cytoplasm; mitochondrial intermembrane space.
CAGCGUGAAUUGCCUGAGAUUGCCCACCUCGACCCUCGUCUCUUGGAAGACACUGACGCCCCAAUGCGUAAACGCAUGGAAGUAUACAUCAAGCUGCUGCAGCACAACAUCGUGAAAGCUUUGCAAGCAGAGGAGCCCGGAGCUCGCUUCCUCGUAGAUUCCUGGGUCAGGAAGGAAGGUGGGGAGGGCAUCUCAUGCGUGUUGCAAGACGGAGCCACGUUUGAGAAGGCGGGCUGUAAUAUCUCGAUUGUGCAUGGAAAACUCCCGCUUGGUGCUAUCAAGCAGAUGGCAUCUGGGAAGAUACAAGAGAGGCUCAACUAUCGGAUGGAUGGCCCCAAUCCCGAAGUGGACUCUCUGCCCUUCGUCGCCGAGGGUCUGAGCCUCGUUGUCCAUCCUGUGAACCCCUUUGCGCCAACAGUACACUUCAAUUAUCGCUACUUUGAGAUUGGACACCCUAAGACACUCAAAGAUGGUUCGCCCAAUCCUCGGUAUCAAGAGCCCAAAGAUGCGGGGGAAGGAGGCCCACCUCCAGCAGCCUGGUGGUUCGGCGGUGGUACGGACUUGACACCCAUCUACCUCUUCGAGGAAGACGCAAAGCAUUUCCACUCUGUCCUGAAGAAGGCAGCAGACAAGAACGAUCCCGCCUUCUACCCUACUUGGAAGAAGUGGUGUGAUGACUACUUCUGGAUCCCACAUCGCAAGGAGACUCGGGGAGUGGGAGGAAUCUUCUUCGACGACUUGACUCUCACCUCGAGCUGGAAUGUCACCCGUGCUGCAAAGCUGCCGAAAGAGUACAUAGGGCUGUCUGCCGGAGGUGGUCCCUCUGACCCUGGCAAGCCGAUCUCGACUACACAUCAGCAUGACAUCCAUACACUGUUCAAGACUGUCCGCUCCAUGGGAGACUCCUUCCUUCCUGCAUAUAUCCCACUUAUCCAGAAGCGGAAGAACAUGCCAUACAGUCAGAAGCAUGUCGACUGGCAAGGCAUACGAAGGGGAAGGUAUGUGGAGUUCAACCUGGUACAUGAUCGCGGAACCAAGUUCGGCCUUCAGACACCAGGCGCUAGGAUGGAGAGCAUUUUGAUGAGUCUGCCGCUCAAAGCCAGGUGGCAGUAUAUGCACGAUGUGAAUGGAACAGGUAAGCCUCGGGACAGUGGCGGCGAAGGUAAGGAUGACAUGAGAGAGGAGAGGAGAUUGCAAGCUGUCCUCGAGAAGGCGAGAGACUGGGCAUGA